GGCCUGCCCAGGUUUGAUUCCAAUGUCAUUCACCACUAAUUGGCUACAUGGAUGUGGCCCUCAAAGCACUUCAGUCUCGCUGUGGUUGAAGUUGGAGUUUCUCGACAAAAAUAAUUGCUGGAGUCGCCAACCUCUCACCUUUUCUCAAGGGAACAGCUUCGACUGAACGAAGCACUUCACUGCCCAGUUUCGAAUACGGGAGCAAACAUGGAUCCAGUAAUCGAUUUGUGGUAUCUUUUUCCUCAUCAAAAAUACCCUGAUGAAUACAGGUUUCUCUUCAAGGAUCCGGUCACGGCCGAUCAGGCAGAAUAUCGAAAUAAAUUUCUAGUUGUACUCCGGAUUCUGAGAUUCCUGAGGCCAGAGCAGCCGCAACUCGCUCUAGUUCCUGACCCAGAUGGCCGAAAUCUGGACCUCCCAGAAUUUCAACUGACCUUUGACUGGUUUCGGUCGUGGCUUAGCCUGCUUCACCGAGGAUCGUUGCUUCCUCGCCUCCAGGAAAGAACGCAAGACAUUCUAGAUCUUCGGGGGAAGCUUGAUGCCAUCGCCAUAUUCGCUAGAAGACUUUGUGAAAACGAAAGGGAGCGUCUUCCAAAAGGCUAUGAUAUUCUCCUCGUGAAUGAGGAUAAUAGGAUAUUUGUGGAACUUUUCAAAGAACUAAUUGUGCAACUUCGAAAGACGCUUGGUUGGGUCCAAAUCUCUGAAAUUCCUUCGGAGUACGACUCGUGGCGGCCAUUGCUGCAGCUGUGCGAAGCGGAAUUUUACUUUGAGCAAAAGAUGCAGCGCACACAUGUUGAAGAUUGUGUCAUCUGGAAAAGGAUAAAGCUCAGCGAAUUCUCUCGACAAGACUAUGCGCUUGAAGUUAUCCAAUCCAUCAACGAAGCGGAACGGAGCUCAUUCUGGAUACGGCAGCUACGGCAACAUGGUUUCAAGCGUCCCUGGAAACAGCUUUUCCUUGUCCGCGACGACGGCGAGGGCGAGAUUCGGCCGCUGAUUACCGAUCUUCUUGUCCAGUGGUGCGAAAGGGAAACAGUUAACCGGGCACUGGAUGUUCGAUUCAAGCGCGAAAUCCAUCUCAGCGGAGUUGAUUGUGCCGGUGCUUGCUUGGAACCAUUACUUCCCGGUGAAUUAAUCAUGGAACUCCAUUGUGGACAUUUUGGCCAUACGGAAUGUCUGUUUGGGUACUGGGACUCUGACGAAAAAGUUUCGUUCCCGUGUCCCUUUUGUCGGCAUGAUCCAGGACCUAUACUCAAGAAGAUGAUACUCGAUGUCCCUGGCUCUAAUAUCAACAGAGAGUAUCACAGAACCGAGAGACAACUGGAUCAUGAUGCUUACGAAGAUUUCAUCAACAUCCUAAAUGUUGACAUGCGGUACGUGAACACGCAGUAUAUCUUUCCGCCCGAACUCCGGCAAAGGGCAUUACGCCACCAAGCCCGUCUCGAUACCGAGGAAGAAGAGACACGGGAACGCCGCGCCAGUGCUGCCGCUGCGGGCGCUCUCUGGGCGACAGACCCAUCUACGACUGAGGGCCGGCGAUUUCGACUCUAUCCGAUGGAACAGGAUAACGACCCGCCCGAAGCUGAGGAGGGAUUCUGGUUCGAUGAUGCCUAUACUUGGCUUGAAGGCAACUUUGAUGAGUGGAUUCGCAGUACAGAUCACGAGUCGUGGUCGUCGGGUAGUGGUCCCACACAGGAUGCGAGACCGCAUGGGAUGCCAGCUCAUCUAUGGCGUGUCUGGAGAGAGUAUCGUCAAACAGUCGAACGCGACGACGAUAUUUUCAUCUUUCUCUUCUUCUUUUUAUCGAAGCGAUUCGAUGGCGAGCUCGACGAUGUGACAAUUGAAGACGUUCCUGGGAAUCUCAGAGACUGGUGGCGGCAGUGGGAUAAUCCCUUGCAGACCAUUUACGACCUUUUUGAGCGUGACGUUUAUAUUCCAGAUACUCGAGACGAAUUUGAGCAACGCUAUGGCCCGCGUUGGGUCGCGCCACAGUAUACCGAAAGCCCGUCUGAUGACGAAUCUUCUGCGGUUUCAACCGAGAGGUCUUCAGCCUACGAUCCGAAUGACCCGGACGUGGAAAUGUCAAGUGACUCCGGGGACCAACUGCUCCCUAUAGACCUUUCGGACGAGGAAAUGCAGGAUGUGGAAGCGCAAGAGGAAGAAGAGAGGGAGGAGCAAGAGCAACUUUCGCAGCAGCAAUGGCGUCCAUUUUUCAACGCCUUUUUUAAAUCGGGAUACCAACCUGUCAACCCGCUCUUUCUUCAGGAGCUCAGGGCUCUCACGACUUCAGAGGAUGAUGGUAGCUCAGCUGAUUUUGCCAACGAAGUCGCCGAGUUUGCGGACGAUGCAAAACCUCUUGUGACUUCUGCUGUGUCCGCUCAACGACGUCGUAACGCUCGCCGUAGCCGCCGCAGUGGCGAUGAACAUGUCCAUUUCGCUAGCCCCAUUGUGGACAAUGAUGGCCUUCCUGGUCGAAAUCUUAGCCCCUCCAGCGUCAGCGACAGCGGCAGUAGUAGCAGCAAACGCGGAUUCACGAAGUCGAGAGGUAAUUUCUGGGAUAGAACGGGGUAUCUUCAGUACGGGUGGACAAUCGAGGGCAUAUUACCAACCAGGGUAAGGUAAGCAAUAGUUGGAAUUCUUUUCGGGGGAGUGGUAUCGAUUGGGGAAGGGUAGAGGUGUUUGUUUUGCGUAGAGAGACCUUAUUGAUUUAAUCAACACUGCAAUUGAUUUAUUUUACUGGUUGUUAAAAAAGACAAAACAUUAAAUUUUUGAAUGCCU
Molecule: messenger RNA, 2772 nt
Organism: Xylona heveae TC161
Lineage: Eukaryota; Fungi; Ascomycota; Xylonomycetes; Xylonales; Xylonaceae
Exons: 1
Coding region: 208-2616 (802 amino acids)
Source: RefSeq, a predicted model, not a curated record